Molecule: messenger RNA, 2842 nt
Organism: Syngnathoides biaculeatus (alligator pipefish)
Lineage: Eukaryota; Metazoa; Chordata; Actinopteri; Syngnathiformes; Syngnathidae
Product: G-protein coupled receptor 183-like
Exons: 2
Coding region: 76-1215 (379 amino acids)
Biological process (GO): G protein-coupled receptor signaling pathway
Cellular component (GO): membrane
Molecular function (GO): oxysterol binding; G protein-coupled receptor activity
Source: RefSeq, a predicted model, not a curated record
GGCUUUCUCGGGCAAGUCUGGCGUGUGGUGCCACGUGCGCAGGAGCCAAAGCAGACCGCACGCAGCUUUGAGGACAUGGAGAUGGCCGCCGCCGCCCCCUCCCCCGCGAUCGGCGCCGACAACGACUCGGUCUGCGACGGCCUGUACGCCCACCGGCGUUACGCCCGGGUCCUCAUGCCGCUGGUCUACUCCGGCGUCUUCCUGGUGGGCCUGCUGGGCAACGUGCUGGCGCUGCACGUCAUCCGUGCCAACCUGAAAAAGAUGAACUCCACCACCUUGUACUCGCUCAACCUGGUGAUUUCCGACAUCCUCUUCACCCUCUCGCUCCCGUUGAGGAUAAGCUACUACGCGAUGGGCUUCCACUGGCCGCUGGGCGAGGCCGCCUGCAAAAUCUCGGGCCUGGUGUUCUACGUCAACACCUACGCCGGCGUCAACUUCAUGACCUGCCUGAGCGUGGACCGCUUCGUCGCCGUCGUGCUGCCCCUGCGCUUCUCGCGACUGCGCAACGUUAGCAACGUGCGCUACAUCUGCGUCGGCGUGUGGCUGCUGGUCCUGGGCCAGACGCUCCCGCUGCUCGGCAUGCCGAUGACCAACGCCGAGCCGGACGGCUUCGUCACCUGCAUGGAGUACCCCAACUUCGACAGGGUGGACCACAUCGCCGCCGCCCUCAUCGGCGCCGUCUUCCUGGGUUACGUCGUCCCCGUCGUCACCAUCCUGGUGUGCUACUCCACCCUGUGCUCCAAACUGCGCUCCACGGCCAAGACCAACCACCUGACCGAAAAGUCGGGGCGCAGCCGCAAGGCCAUCGGCGUCAUCUGCUGCGUGUCCCUCGUCUUCGUGCUCUGCUACAGCCCGUACCACGUCAACAUCCUGCAGUACAUGGUCCGCAAGCUGGCGUCCCGGCCCGACUGCGCCGAGCUGGCCGCCUUCCAGGUGUCGCUGCACGUCAGCGUGUGUCUGAUGAACCUCAACGCCUGCUUGGACCCUUUCGUCUACUUCUUCGCCUGCAAGGGCUACAAGAGGAAGCUGCUGAAGCUGCUGAGGCUGGAGGUCAGCGCGUCCGUCUCCAGCGUCGGCAGAACUUCGCCCGAAGGCUCCUCCAAGGAAAUUAUCGACGGCAACAAAAUCCAACUCGCCUGCGCCGCCUUGGCCUCGACCAACGAGAGGCCGACGACGCGGCGGUCGCUGCUGCAGUGUCGACAAGGAGAAUGUUGAACUUUCGCUAGUCCGCCGGGACUGCUCCGCAAAAUAUCGGGGUAGAACUUUUGAGCGCGCUGAUUCGAGAAGGAAGCCUUACAACUUUCAUGGCUCAUCUUCCAGAAGCAUUCAAGACCAACUUCAGGCUUGGAACUUGGACUUUUAUGCUCACUUCUGCGCCUGAGCUGACUAACAUUUUCGUGUUUAUGUUGAGCUGCUUCCAAAAAGUCGCCGAGAACAAAAAUCCCGGUGGUGAUUUGUUCACGUAAAACGGACGCGUUGUUAAAAAAAAAAAAAAAAAAAAAUCACCAGUGGUGCUUUUAAAAAGGUUUUCGAAAGAACGGGCUGUCAAGCACAAGAAAAUGUGAAACAGUUUUAGCCGUAAACUGUGGUCAAGUCCAAUGCCGUCGGUUGCUGAAUACAUAAGUUUUGUAUUCAUAAGCAAAUGCGGUAUGAAAUUCACAGCAACCACAACUUUGAGAAUCGUAUGGAUCACGUGGACUGACAGCAAAAUUCCACAAUUAAGAUGGAAAAUAUUCUCAUGGCUCGAAGACACGUUUAACCUGUUCCACAUCAUAAUUCAUCGACCGCGUAAUAAAACAAUGAAGUUAUGGAUUAUUCUGACAAUCCCAAACGUUAUGUUGGCAUUCGUCUUUGUAAAAAAAAAACAUUUUCGACUGUUCCGGUCGCGCACGAGCGUUGUGAUUCCGAAAGUGGAUGCGGUUAUGAUGUCACUUCCCUUCAGGUGUUGCCACAAAAUAUUUUUCUGAACUUUAAAGAGAAAUUUGCGCACUUCAACUUAAGACAUCUCUCCACUGUUCUCAAAAAAAAAAAAAAAAAACAUCUCAGACUAGGAGCAAUAAAUACUUUUUGAGUGAACUAGAAAUCAAAUGAAAGCACUCUUCCGAUAAAGCUCACAGAGGUUUGCUUUACAAACGGUACCAAUUUCAAACCUAAAAAAAUAUCAACUCUGUGUCACGAGCACGCGGCAAGGGAUGGGACCCAAAUGCAGGGUUCCGAGGCAAGGACGACAUUUACGAGAGGAGUUUUGUCCUGUCAGAGGUCUUACACGGGGAGCAGAAGUACAAAAAACACGUGACAAAAGGCAAGGUCCAAAAAUCCAGAAACGAGGUUCGCCAACUACGAGGCUAAACUUGAAACAUGAACAACAACAAGACUUGGACUAUAAUGGCACAGAAACGCCGUAACGAAGGAGACGCACGAUAAGACGCUUGCGUACUUACACACGACCAUGCAGUGUCCAGCACGCACAACGACCCGGUGCACGAAAGUGACGAAUUCGAGGCUAAUUAGUCUCAAUCAGUGACGCGGAAUAAAAACCAGACACUCACCAUCCAACAUUGGUUCUAGCAUGGUCAACAGACUAACUUCCGGUCAGGGCAAAAAAAAAAAAAAAGCAGGGAAAACAAUACACACUUUAUGAAAAACGAUGGGAUAAAUUUAAAUACUUGGGAUGUUUUGGAUCCCAGAGACAUGAAUAUAAUGUAAACAUGUGCAGCAUGGCCAGGAAGGUUUAAAAGAUAUAUUGACACAUAUGCAAUAGGAGAUACAGACCUUCAUAAUACAGUCAUGAUGUAUUUUCCACAUUCAUAAUUAUAAUAAUUAAUUACGAAGGUUAAACCGA